Molecule: messenger RNA, 1417 nt
Organism: Camarhynchus parvulus
Lineage: Eukaryota; Metazoa; Chordata; Aves; Passeriformes; Thraupidae
Gene: DLX5
Product: distal-less homeobox 5
Exons: 3
Coding region: 188-1060 (290 amino acids)
Biological process (GO): anatomical structure formation involved in morphogenesis; cell differentiation; embryo development
Molecular function (GO): DNA-binding transcription factor activity, RNA polymerase II-specific; RNA polymerase II cis-regulatory region sequence-specific DNA binding
Source: RefSeq, a predicted model, not a curated record
GGCCAAUGGAACCCGAUCCACCCUGCUGUGCGUAAGAGCGCAAUUAAGGAUUUAACCAAGCCUAUGCUGCGCCCCAGCCAGCAGUCUGCCGGAGACAGACACCGCGCCGCAGCCUCCUCCCCCAGACAUGUCUGCUUAGAGCCGAGCAGCCCCGCCGCCAGCCCCAGCCCGCCGCCGGCUCCGAGCUAUGACAGGAGUAUUUGACAGAAGGGUCCCCAACAUCAGAUCCGGCGACUUCCAAGCUCCUUUCCAGACGGCUGCAGCCAUGCACCACCCGUCCCAGGAAUCUCCCACUUUACCCGAGUCCUCCGCCACGGAUUCCGACUACUACAGCCCGGCGGGGGGAGCCCCGCACGGCUACUGCUCGCCUACCUCGGCUUCCUACGGCAAAGCGCUCAACCCCUACCAGUACCAGUACCACGGCAUGAACGGAUCUGCCGGGAACUAUCCUGCCAAAGCCUAUGCAGACUACAGCUACGCCAGCCCCUACCACCAGUACAGCGGGGCUUACAACCGCGUCCAGAGCUCCGCCAGCCAGCCAGAGAAGGAGGUGGCGGAACCCGAGGUGCGGAUGGUGAACGGCAAACCAAAGAAAGUGCGCAAACCCCGGACUAUUUAUUCCAGCUUCCAGCUGGCAGCGUUGCAGAGGAGGUUUCAGAAGACCCAGUACCUCGCCCUGCCCGAGCGGGCCGAGCUGGCAGCCUCCCUGGGACUCACGCAAACACAGGUGAAAAUCUGGUUUCAGAAUAAAAGAUCCAAGAUCAAGAAGAUCAUGAAAAACGGGGAGAUGCCUCCGGAGCACAGUCCCAGCUCCAGCGACCCCAUGGCCUGCAACUCUCCACAGUCACCUGCGGUUUGGGAACCUCAGGGCUCGUCCCGCUCCCUCAGCCACCAUGCCCACGCACACGCUCACCCUCCAAACUCCAACCCGUCCCCUGCAUCCAGCUACCUGGAGAGCUCCACUUCCUGGUACCCCGCUGCCAACUCCAUCAACUCUCAUCUCCAACCCCACGGCUCCCUACAGCACCCGUUAGCGCUGGCCUCUGGGACGAUUUAUUAGAGCCUGACCCUUAUUAUUUUAUUAUUUUUUGUUGUUCCUUGGACUCCUGUGUUUUACUGUUAAGGAAUAAUACAAAAGGAAUGCAUAUGGGGAAUUUUUAAAAGGGAAAAGAAACAAACAAAAAGAUUAAAAUGUGUAAAGCUUGUGCAUGUAACUUAUUGCAUUUCAAAGGAAACCCUUUUUUAUACAAUAUGGACGUUUUUUGGCUCAGCUGUGGACACUAUCAUUGGUGCCUUGAAAUCUUUGACCUCAACUUUUCCAGAGACUUUUUUCAAUGUUAUUUUAACCCUGUAAAUAAUUGUAGAUAGAGGAAUUAAACUGUAUAUUCUGAAUAAAAUAAAAUUAUUUCGACCAAGA